CACCGGAGACCCCGGUGGCGGCGGCGGCGGCCGGGGCAAACCGCGGGGCCGGUCAUGCGGCUGCGGGGCCCGCGGCCCGGAGCGUCCGCCCAGCCCUGAGAGAGGCCCCGCAGGGCGCCCCCCGCCGCUCAGGAUGAGUCACUGCAGCAGCCGCGCCCUGACCCUGCUGAGCAGCGUGUUUGGUGCCUGCGGCCUGCUCCUUGUGGGCAUCGCGGUCAGCACGGACUACUGGCUGUACAUGGAGGAGGGGACCGUUUUGCCCCAGAACCAGACCACCGAGGUCAAGAUGGCGCUGCACGCUGGCCUCUGGAGAGUCUGCUUCUUUGCAGGUCGGGAGAAGGGCCGCUGUGUGGCUUCCGAGUACUUUCUUGAACCAGAGAUCAACUUGGUGACGGAAAACACAGAGAAUAUUCUGAAGACAGUGCGCACAGCUACUCCCUUCCCUAUGGUUAGUCUCUUCCUUGUGUUCACCGCUUUCGUCAUCAGCAACAUUGGCCACAUCCGACCUCAGAGGACCAUUCUGGCCUUUGUGUCUGGCAUCUUCUUCAUUUUAUCAGGUCUCUCCUUGGUGGUGGGUUUGGUUCUGUACAUCUCCAGCAUCAAUGACGAGGUCAUGAACAGGCCCAGCAGCUCGGAGCAGUACUUUCACUAUCGAUACGGAUGGUCGUUUGCCUUCGCUGCUUCCUCUUUCCUACUCAAAGAGGGGGCCGGAGUCAUGUCGGUGUACUUAUUCACCAAGCGCUAUGCGGAGGAAGAGAUGUACCGCCCGCACCCGGCCUUCUACCGCCCGCGUCUCAGCGACUGCUCUGACUACUCGGGCCAGUUCCUGCAGCCCGAGGCGUGGCGUCGAGGCCGCAGCCCUUCCGACAUCUCCAGCGACGUCUCCAUCCAGAUGACGCAAAACUACCCUCCAGCUAUCAAGUACCCCGACCACCUCCACAUCUCCACUUCACCGUGCUGAGGCGGGGCUCCCUCCUUCUCUUCCUCCUUCCUCCCCCUCACCCGCGCCUCCUGCCUCCCUAAUACCUUAAGGGACUCUUGGCUGAGGGAUGCUGUGCCAUCUCCAGGCCCCAACCCAUCAUCCUCAUUUCAAUGGCUCCGACCUCUCCUCAUUGGUCCAUUAUACUUCCAGAUGAUCUCGGCCACCCACCCAACCCGCCAUGAGCCCGUCCCCUUUCGGGGGCCCUUCUCCUGCUCCCUCCCCAUGCAUUAUCUCUAACCCAGUUUACUAUCCUCUGGUGGUAUCUUGCAUCUAGCUCCCCCGAAACCCCGUCAGACUACCGCUUCGGCGCAGGGGUGCUGGGCUGGAGAGUGGGUGUGAUAGCCACUAGGAAUGCCCUUGAAUUCCCAUCGAUUCUCUCCUAGCACAACACCACCACGUGAGCUGCAGGGCCCUGGUCUCAGGGGUGGGGUGGGGCGGGGCGGGGAGAAGCUUGCUCUUCUCACAUCUGCUGGUCGGGUCAGGGGCUGCAGGGACAUGGCUAUGGCUUACCUUGACUUCCUUCUCUUUUGUCCUCCGGAAGGAAGGAAGGUGAUCUUCUUUCUUCCUUCUAAGGGAUCCUUCUUCU
Molecule: messenger RNA, 1568 nt
Organism: Onychomys torridus (southern grasshopper mouse)
Lineage: Eukaryota; Metazoa; Chordata; Mammalia; Rodentia; Cricetidae
Gene: Cacng7
Product: calcium voltage-gated channel auxiliary subunit gamma 7
Exons: 6
Coding region: 134-961 (275 amino acids)
Biological process (GO): neurotransmitter receptor transport, postsynaptic endosome to lysosome; positive regulation of synaptic transmission, glutamatergic; calcium ion transport
Cellular component (GO): postsynaptic density membrane; AMPA glutamate receptor complex
Molecular function (GO): voltage-gated calcium channel activity; channel regulator activity
Source: RefSeq, a predicted model, not a curated record